AACAAAUAUGGCGGGCGAUAACAGAGGAAAGACUGUUGAAGAACAUUCAUCAUUGCCGCUUCAGAUUUUUCUAUUUCUGAACAUUUGGUAUGCCAUGGUAUUUUGUGUUGCUGAGCUCUUGCUCUAUGUCUACAAAGGUACAAUUUUGCCAUACCCUGACAUGGUAAGAACCCUGACUAUUGAGAUCAUCAUCAUAUUUCUUUUGGCUUUUAUUGAAGGUGUUAGGAUCUUUCUUGGUUACAAAGGCAACCUGGCAGAACGUACAAUGGCGCUUGUGUUUUCUGUGGUGCUUGGUAUACCUGUUCUGUUUAUUGAGUUAUUCAUCCUACUGUGGCAGACAUACGUGUUAGUGGUGAAUUUACAUCAAAAGUUUGGGGUCGUGUUCAAGUCCCAGGGGGGAGGGGGAACCCCCAUAUAUAAAGGAUGGGUGCACAUGUCGGAAAUUUUGAAAAGAACCCCAAGAGGUACAAAGGUCCUGUUUUGUGGGCGUGGCUUGAAAUUUUUUUCCAGAAGCUCAGAACUGGCCAGGGGUGCUUUCCAUUGGAGGAAAAAUUUUGGUUGCAAUUUUCGAAAAUUUCUAGUGUCUUAUUUAUCAUCUUCUGGAAGUUCCGGAAAAUAGGACAGCCUGGCGAGGUAUACCGAAAUUUUCUGAAAUUUCUGACCGGAAAUUUCCGUUUCAUUCGGCUUUCCUUUCGGAAUAUCCGAAAACUUUUCCAGGAAAUUUCCGUAACGUUUGCCUCUGUUCAGAAAGUUCCUGAUUUUUUGGUUGAAUGGAAAGCGCCCCAGGACUAACAAGUCACGAUAUAAAUGAAGGACGUGACCGCAGAUUCUGAAAUUGAAUUGUCUUGGCAAUCAGGUCUCACAAUUAGCAACACUAGAAAUGUAUAGAGACUAUUGAGGAGAAUUUGUAUGUUGGCAUCGAGAUUAAAGGAGCUACGCCACGGUUUGCUUAUCUUAAAAAGUUUAACAUAAAUUUUUCAAGUUCGUCGUUAG
Molecule: messenger RNA, 993 nt
Organism: Orbicella faveolata
Lineage: Eukaryota; Metazoa; Cnidaria; Anthozoa; Scleractinia; Merulinidae
Product: transmembrane protein 216-like
Biological process (GO): non-motile cilium assembly
Cellular component (GO): ciliary transition zone
Source: RefSeq, a predicted model, not a curated record